UGCCCCGUUUACAAGCCAUAACCACGUAGAAGACCUUCAUCCGGUUCAGGCCAAGGACGUGAAUCCCCGACCUAUUUGUUUUUCCUCUCAAAGAAGAAUCGAGCGCCGUGUGGAGGCGCCGAGCUGCGGCUCGCCGGCCCCGCGAGGGUUAACCUCCCGCGGGCUGCGCCUCCGCGGGAUGAGGACCCGGUCCACAGUCGGCACGCAGCACUCCCGCCGAGGGCGAGCGACGGUGUGCAGGGCUGCUCCCGGCCGCCGCUGCCUGUUGAUUCUCACCGCAGGAGGUGUUGACGGGACGUGCCGACACACACCCUCGGUCAAAGUCGGUCAUGCGCUCCGACGUGUCGCGGCGCCUCCACCAGCUCCGCGCACAGCGCCGGGGACGCGCACGGCCAGGACGAGUUUGAGCGUUUUAUGCGUGUGAAGUGCUGCCGAUGUCCGGCCACGGAGGGAACCGGGACACGCGCGAGAUGACCGCGGAGCAGAAGGUGGGACCCUGACGCGGUCAUCCACGGGGCCACGUCGUCUUGAUCCGUCGGACUGUGCAUUCCAGUCGAUUUUCGAGUGACCUGAGUGAAGAUGAUCCAAACGGGGUCCCCGUCGUCGACCAGCACCCUGCCCCCGGACACCAUGGACAUCAUCCGGAGCAAGACUCACACCCGCCGCCUGAGACUCAACGUGGGAGGCCUUCUCCACGAAGUGCUAUGGAGGACGCUGGACAGGCUGCCCCGCACAAGGCUGGGGAAGCUGAGGGACUGCAGCACACACGACUCCAUCAUGGAGAUAUGCGACGACUACAGCUUGGAAGACAACGAGUACUUCUUCGACCGGCACCCCGGGGCCUUCACCUCCAUCCUGAACUUCUACCGCACCGGGAAGUUGCACAUGAUGGAGGAGAUGUGCGCCCUGUCUUUCAGCCAAGAGCUGGACUUCUGGGGGAUCGACGAGAUCUACCUGGAGUCCUGCUGCCAGGCCCGGUAUCACCAGAAGAAGGAGCAGAUGAACGAGGAACUCAAACGAGAGUCGGACAACAUGAGGGAGAGGGAAGGAGAGGAGUUCACCACCACAUGCUGUUCCGAAAAGAGGAGGAAACUCUGGGACCUCCUGGAGAAGCCAAGCUCCUCGUUUGCUGCCAAGAUCCUGGCAAUUAUCUCCAUCCUCUUCAUUGUGCUGUCCACCAUUGCCUUGUCUCUGAACACCCUUCCAGAGCUGCAGGACAUAGAUGAAUUUGGUCAAGCCACAGACAACCCGCAACUGGCUCAUGUGGAAGCUGUGUGUAUUGCCUGGUUCACCAUGGAGUACCUGCUCCGUUUCCUGUCCUCUCCCAACAAAUGGAAGUUCUUCAAGGGUCCUCUGAAUAUUAUUGACCUGCUGGCCAUCCUGCCAUACUACGUCACCAUCUUCCUAACAGAAUCCAAUAAGAGUGUGCUGCAAUUUCAGAACGUCCGUCGUGUGGUUCAGAUUUUCCGGAUCAUGCGGAUCUUGCGUAUUCUGAAGCUGGCUCGUCACUCCACAGGUCUUCAGUCUCUGGGCUUCACUCUUAGGCGAAGUUAUAAUGAGCUGGGCCUGCUCAUCCUUUUCUUGGCCAUGGGCAUUAUGAUAUUCUCCAGUUUGGUGUUCUUUGCAGAAAAGGAUGAGGAAGACACCAAGUUCAAAAGCAUCCCAGCUUCUUUCUGGUGGGCUACCAUUACUAUGACCACAGUAGGCUAUGGAGACAUCUACCCAAAAACAUUACUGGGAAAGAUAAUUGGGGGUUUGUGCUGCAUCGCUGGUGUACUGGUGAUAGCCCUGCCUAUCCCCAUUAUUGUAAAUAACUUUUCUGAAUUCUACAAAGAGCAAAAGAGGCAGGAGAAAGCCGUUAAAAGAAGGGAAGCUCUGGAGCGAGCAAAGAGAAAUGGCAGCAUUGUCUCUAUGAACAUUAAGGACGCAUUUGGCCCCAGUGUAGAGCUCAUGGAUGUAAUGGUGGAACAAUCUGAUGAACAAAAGGAGAAGCUGCAUGAUAACCAUGUGUCUCCUCGUCAGCAGACAGGGACACCCAAACUUACUUCACAGAUCAGCCACAGCAGCCCCAUGAAGACCCUUGAGUCAAGCUACCAAGAGCAGACCAAGCCCUCUGGCAGUCCUCAGCAUCUAAGUGUGCAGAAACUGGAGGAGAUGUACAACAAGAUGGCCGUAACUCAGUUACAACCCAACCUCAACAGCAAUGAAAAAGAGCCGCUGUCCAAAGUAGUUAGGCAGAGAGCUGAAUUUGAGAUGGGAAACAUGGCUAAUGAAGCCAUCUCAAGCACAGCAGGGGCAGUAACAGAUAUGAGGAGCAUGUCCAGCAUUGACAGCUUCAUCAGUUGCACCACUGACCUUCCUGAGAGCUCUCGCUAUUCCCACAGCCCCAAUAGCAACAUGCCAGGGAGGGUUAGCGCCAAUCCCCGCCUGGAGCCCACUUUGGAGAAUGAGCAUGAAGGAUCCCAGGGUACCAAUACACCUCAGACAGGACAAGGCGCUAAGCCCAGACCGUAUUCUGACAGCCGCAGAGGAGUGCGCUUCAACAACCCACACAAAAGCCACCUGCUCAAGGUCAACUUCAGAGAGGGCGAGGAUACAGGGACCGGGGCCCUUUCAGACAGCUCGUCAGUCCAGAGCCCAGAGGUGUCCGUCUACACAACUGCCAGCAGCAGGACACCCGCCAAAAGCCCAGAAAAUGUACGGCCCGGCAUCUUCACAUUCCACGACUCGUCCAUCAAUAAGUUCAUUGAUGCUGAUACAGAUGAGGAGGAGCACCUGCAUGAUGGUUCAGGCACAAAUCCAUCCCAGAGACUCCUGGAAAAGGCCAGCCCCAAGUUUAACCAUCACUCCAGCUUCCAGCAGGGGUCCAGCCACACGGAGGGCCUCCAGAGUAGGCUUGGUAACAGCACACUGCCAUCAGAGGGGCAGGAAAACCAUAUGACUCAGACCCUUCAGGCAGAGAAGAGUCACUCAGAUGCUCAAAGUUACAAUAAGUGAGAGACCAUAGAGGAAAGAAACAGGAGGGGAGGAUAAAGGGGUAUUGGAGAGUAAAUAUGAAGCCCAGUGAAUUUCCCCAAAAUAUGAAAAGCACUGAAAACAUUUGCAGGAACAUGAAUAAAUUAAAUCAUUUUAGAAGAUGGGAAAGAUUGUUGUGUUCUGCCCUUAGACUUUUCUGACCAAGGACUCCUUAAAGAACUUGCUUAGCAGAAGAUUCUGAUCUAAGAGGUGUGAUAAUUUUUACUGUUAAUACAUUUGUUUAAGCCCAUAUUGUCAUCUAAAAAAAAACGUGAGUACAGGAUAGGAUUUUUUGUCAUCAAAAAUCUAUUUUUUUCUGAUAUUCCUGGAUAAAGCCACAAGCAAAGUCUGUCCAAUAAGUAGCAAACCACCAAGGGCAUUAAAAUGUGGCAACUGGGAAACUCAUUCAGUUGAGAUAACUUCAAAUCACUAUGUUGUAGUGUAACGGGGAAAUAUUUUGAAGUAAUGAAUAUAAAUUUUAUAAUUAUGGCAUAUAAAACAUGUUGGGGAUAAUGUAUGUUUUGCUUCCUUCAACGUCCUUCCUCAAAACUGGUCUUAGUCCAAGUUGUGUCCCAUGUUUGAUGUUUGUGUUUGUAUGAGUGAGAUGCACGGACAGAGGCACUGAGACGAAGAGCACAUUCGUCCGUUGCCUUAAGUGUGAACUUGAGGAUAAUCAAGUGUUUCAGACUGUUUCGUUUCACCAGGAGUUUAGUGUUUUGCUCGCUGAUAUUUUUUUAUUACACAGAAUACAUUUAGACAAAACAGAGGGACACCGUUGAGGCUGCAUCCAUCCAUUUCCCUUUGGUUCCCAUCGUGCCCGACUGCUGGAAAGACAGAGCAACUUAACUUGAAGAGGAUUUUUAAAAUGAACACGGGGGGGAAAAGGAACCGUUUAUUCUUCUUUGUUUACGUAUUUUGUUUGUUUCUAAAUGUCUGUGUGUGUCCCUCCGAUUGGUGUAAUCAGAGUUCAUUUUUAAAUCUUGAGGGAAAAAAAAGUCUUGUGCUAUUUCAAAACUUUCACAAAGGUUUUUCAAAUGCGUUUUCAUUCCUCUUGUAGCUGUUCUGAUGAAACCUAACUUUAUAUUAAAUAACAGAGCUUGUAAGUAUCAGCUUAGCCGAAAAGACAACUGCAAAUUACAAAGAUUGUUGAAGGAGUGUGAAUAUUGUACAUGUUAAACUACAAAAGUAGAAUAUUACUAACAUACACAUUUAUUGUACAAGGGAAAGAAUGGAAAUAAUUUAUAUUUUUAAGAUAUUUUCUAAACGAAUGGACUCUUAGACAAAAUAUAUUGUGCUAAUGUCAUAGAUUUAGAUUAUGUACUGCGUUAUUUUGAUGGAGUUGCAUUUAUUAGACAAUAUAAUAUGGUAGAUGAAUUUGUAUUGUUUGCUACCGUCUCCCUUUAAACGUAUGUUCCUAUAUCCUUUGUGCAAUGUGAAGAACCAAAGAAUUGUUCUUUCGGAUAACUCAUACAGAUGAUGUUUGAAAUGUCAGCAUUCCUUUUCUCAGCAGAAUCUGACAGACUGUAUUUCAGGGAGCCAUGCCUGCUCAUUCAGUUCGAACAUGUACAGUAAGAUGGAGAAGGCACAGAUGACAGGACCAGCAUCUGAGGGAGAAAGCUGUUGACGGAGGAUCCCCCAAAAAAAGAAGGAAAAUGAAGACGGAACACAGCACUUUAUUUUACAUCCAUUUAAAAACCUAAUCUGAUUAUUUACACACUGUGGAUCUUGAAAAGUGGUUUCGCUUCCAGAAAUCCAAAACAUUAAGCUUGUGUGAGUUCACAUGACAUCUCUUACAAACAUAAAACCACCUUGCAGCUACACACAGCUCGUCGCGCUGGCACACAAACAGCAUGGAGGUACGUUGUGUCUGCAGGCCACUUUAUUUCAACCAAACAUCGUGCAUCCUGCAUUUCGGUGUGACUUGACUCCAAACAUGUGACCAACCUGGGUGUUGAUCAUCUGGUGCUCUCCUGCCCUUUCUUUCAUUAAUAAUGCAAGCAUAGUUUUACAACAUCAUCAUCUUUACAACAUAUCAUGCAAGCAUGCUACAAAGCAUGUCUUUUUUGGGGAGUAAAGCUUCAUGCUUAAAAGGUAGUACUAACAAUGGUUGUUUGCAAUCAUUAGACAUAAUAUGAGUUAGAUAUUUCUGUGCCUUUGCUUUAACAAACGCCUGCCCCCUCACUGAAUCUGUUGAAUGGCAAUUAAACAAACUGUGCAGUAAAUAAACACACGGAGAACUGUGUCAUUGUGCUGUCAGACUUCCUCUCAUGUCUUUCCUGUGCACAUGCACCAUAAUGCAUAUACAUGAAAAAAUCCAAUCCCCAAAUACAAACAAGUGCAGACUCACUCAGUCAAUUGAAUGGACACUGUUUCCAUGGUGAUGGUUGAGAUGACUGGAUGUCUCAUUUGAUGCAAGCCAGUCCACAUACUGUAAUCUGACGAGGUGGAGUCCUUAAGGACUCAGAAAACAUAUUGCAGAUGCUUACACGGUUUAUAUUCUGUUCACACAUUCAUUCAUCCCCUUUUAAUUCCCCUCCUCCUCACCUGUGGCUUCGGCCCGCUGAAGCCUGAAUUAUUAAAGACAUGUUGUGAACAGAAAACCAGAUUUGGGGCCUUUCGUUCAUCAUCCCUUUAUUUAACCCUGUAUUUUUCAUAGAAAAAUGCGCACAUUGCAACAAAGUACAAAAAGAGCAGAGACCACUGACCACUGCAGCGUACGUCUGAAACUAUCGGAGCUGUUGCUAUGAUGUGUAUGUUCACUUCCGCUACAUGCCCCCAUGAAGGAGUGUGAAAUGUGAAUGGAAUAGGAAGAGGUGCGGUGUGUGACAGGGAGAGCAGUGCUGUCAGCAUGAUUACAACUGACAUCCCUAAUGAUGGCCGUAGCACUCUGCUCCCUCAUCUCAUGUCCAACUUCAACACAGAGAUGAUAAACUUUCAGUGCACAGUUUGUGAGCUUCUUUGAUCUUGUGAGACGGUAAAGGAUUCCUCAGGCAAGGAAACCGCCAUGAUAUUCUGUCAAUGAGAAACAAGGAGUGACCUUGUGCUUCUUUUGCACGGAAUAAAAAAGAAAAGAAAAAGUGGCAGUUGGGUCAAGACGUCCUUUUGUGGAUUUGUUCAUUUCUGCGUUUCUAUGAAUAUCAUUUGGGCGUGCACAGGGAGAGUAUGUCGGUCAGCAGGAAAAGCUCAGUUACAGCCAUGGAUUUGGUCAGAUGGUUUCACCGAGGAACAAACUCUGUAACUAAAGAGUCUUGCAAAAAGGGGGAGGCUCACAGGAAACUGUGCAAACAGUCACUGGUGACGGGGAUUUGUUGCAGCCCAACGCUUAUUGCAGCACAAUAAUGGGAGAAAAAUGUCAAAUUGACAAAUCGUCAUGUGACUCUCACUGUAAGAAUCAUAAGAAAAGAUUAGAUGGAUAAAAAAGGGGGGAGGGGUGUUGCACAGUGAAGAGAGAAGAUUCAUUAAUAUUCAUCACACAACAGUCAGACAUGCGGAUAAUACUGAUACAUCUUUGGAAGUGAGCCUCUCAUCAUAGUGGACUUACUACAACAAGCCAUAGUCUAUUUGAAUGGUUCAAACUAGUUUCUCUGUUGGAUGCACGUCAACAAUGUCCUUAUUGCUUUUUAUACCUUUUCUCGUCUUCUGAACUGCACUUUAUUUAUUUUCUGAAUCAACUCUCUACUGUCUAGCAUCCAUCAAAAUAAAAAGAAUGUCAACAUACAACAACUAGACAUAUUGGUUCAAACACAAUAUUCAAAAGCACAAGUUACUACGCUAUUAAAUAAACAUUUUCUUCAAGCACAAUAUGCCACUGAAGAGGUUUGAGCCAAAUGCAGACAAACUGUUAUUCAAGUCUGAGACUCUUCCCUGCUGCCCGAACUGUGUCUGGAGAAAUGUUUGUUUUGUAAAGUUUCAUACUAUGUACCAGUCGACCUUGUAGAAUAUUCUCUUUGGUUUCCUGUUGUUCAACGCAUGUAGCGCUAUAUGAAAAACUUUGUCAAACUGAACUUGAAAAUAUCAUAUAUAUAGGAAAAAUGUCUAUGAUGAGCAAUUUUGAAGCAAUUUUACUGACUGAUGCUUAAUAAAAGACAAUAAUCCAG
Molecule: messenger RNA, 7112 nt
Organism: Scophthalmus maximus (turbot)
Lineage: Eukaryota; Metazoa; Chordata; Actinopteri; Pleuronectiformes; Scophthalmidae
Product: potassium voltage-gated channel subfamily B member 1-like
Exons: 3
Coding region: 580-2997 (805 amino acids)
Biological process (GO): potassium ion transmembrane transport; protein homooligomerization
Cellular component (GO): membrane; voltage-gated potassium channel complex
Molecular function (GO): delayed rectifier potassium channel activity; protein binding
Source: RefSeq, a predicted model, not a curated record